Molecule: messenger RNA, 1106 nt
Organism: Chlamydomonas reinhardtii
Lineage: Eukaryota; Viridiplantae; Chlorophyta; Chlorophyceae; Chlamydomonadales; Chlamydomonadaceae
Exons: 3
Coding region: 32-673 (213 amino acids)
Source: RefSeq, a predicted model, not a curated record
GUUUUGGUCUACUAACGAUGAGUUUCUUGAAAUGAUUAACGCCCUUACCAAAGCGGAGCAGGACCACCUGUCGGACAACGACUGCGUGGUGGUGCUGCAGAAGACCAAGGGGCUGCUGCGGGCGAGGCUGGCCGUCGUGGAGGGCAUGCUGGCACCUGGGGGGCGUGACAAGAAGCUGAAGCGUGCCCGCCGCAUGGACCGGCAGAAGGCGGGCGGCGUGGUACAACUCCGCUUCCUGCAACCCAUGCCGCCGACUGGUGAUGGAGAGCUUGCCUACUUCAUGUCGCACAAGAUGACAGCGCGGUUGCAGAAGUUGGACGUGGCAAAGGUGGCCAUGGUUGUGUUCCUGGACAAGAAGCUGGCCGUGGACGGCGAGAAGGGCGGUCGCUACGCUGUGGACCCCGACCACGCCAAGGAGCUGCGCACGUACUGCCGUGAGGCGGGUGCGGUCCUGGACUGUGCUGACGGGUAUGAUGCGGACGCGGAGGCCACGGAGGCAGCGGCGGCACCUCCACCCCAGUCGGCCAGGCAGCGACAGCAGAAACUCAAAGCGCGGGUGGAUCCCCGCGCGCUGCAGGAGGUGGACGAUGUGCUAGCUGGAAAGGAGCCGCGCUUAAGCUCUCGUGGCCGGCGGAUCGUGCCCAGCGAGAAGGCGCGGCAGGGAGGGCCGUGAUGCUGCUCUGGGACGUAUGUGAGCGGGAGUGUGUACAUAUUUGCGACGGACUGAAGGAGAGCGAGUGUGGGUGCCGUAGUUGUUACCGCCCGUGCGUGCCUAUGUUUGCGUGCGGAGUGAGGUGUGGGAGUGAAGCGUGAGAAGAGAGGAGGGAAGAGGGGAGAGGAGAGGCGGGGAGAGGAGGGGAGCAAGGGGAGGAGGGGAGAGGAACGGAGACUUCUGAUCACGGCAGGGCAGGCAGUAGCAGUGUCCUGUAUGCGCCCAUGAAACGCCGGGUUUGCACGAUGGAUCUCGGGGCAUUCCAGACUGGAGAGAUAGCUAGACAUAGAACAAGACGAGGGGACUCAGCCCCACGAGAGGACCCAGCCCCACGAGGCGUGGCUGCCGCAGCUUGCCUGCACGCCUGCAGCAGCUUGUGUAAACACAUAAACAA